GUUUGCUAUCGUGUACGCAUGCGUAGUAUGGCUUGUUAGGAGAUGUACUUCCGCAUGCAGCAGCAGAGCAGACUUCUCAAGCUGCAGUUGUUGGUCUGACAGAAACAACUACCAAUGCUACUUGUGAUCUUUCUACUUCAUUUUUAAACUUAAGGUAUUUGUAGAGAAGUAGAUGAUGGCAGGUUUGCAGUGGGAACUUCCUCCAGAGCUGUGCUGUCGGCCGAUGGCGUUUGUGGCUCUGACUGGUUUGGAUGUGGUGUACAACGCUGUGCACCGCGCUAUCUGGGAUGUCUUUAGCACCAACAGACGGGCUGACAGAGUUCCAAUCUCUUUCAAAAUUCUCCCGGGUGACCAUGAGUAUCCCAAAUGUCGUACUAAGCGUACAUCCUACGAGUGGUACAUUCCUAAAGGGAUCUUGAAAACGUUGUGGAUGAACAAGCACUUGAACCUAGUCCCAGCAUUGGUUGUUGUCUUCUACGAACUGGACUGGGAUGACCCACAGUGGAAAGAGAAGCAAUCGGAAUGUGCUACUAAGGUGGAGAUUGUCAGGUCAAGCCUCCAAAGCAGGAAUACCAAAGUGGCUGUGGUUUUAAUUCAGAAGAAAACUCCUCUGCCUCCAGGAGAAGACUUGGUGGCAUCUGAACGAGCUGCAGCUCUUUGCCACGCGUGUGAUUUGUCAGGAAAAAGUCUGUUUGUUCUUCCACACACAGACCACCUUGUUGGUUACAUGAUACGGUUGGAGAAUGCUUUUUACGAGCAUGCUCAGACAUACUAUUACAAUGAAAUCCGCAGGGUUAAAUCCCAUAAGGAGUUUCUCAACAAGACCACACAUCAGCUGCUGUUUGUUCGACACCAGUUUAAAAUUGCUUUCUUCAGUGAGCUAAAGCAAGACACCCAGAAUGCUUUAAAGCACUACAGGACUGCUUAUAAUCUUGUCCAAGAGCUCAGAGCCUACGAGUCAAACAUGCUGGAGAUCAAAACAUUGGCAGGAUUUAUUAACUACAAGGUGUGCCGUCUUUGUUUCCAGCACAAUACUCCUCUUGAUGCUAUUUCUCAGUUCAGAAAGCACAUUGACCUUUUUAAGAAGAAGAUUGGUUGUGCUGAGCUGGCCUUUGAGCAUGCAGCAUGGAUGUCAAAACAGUUCCAGUCUUUUGGUGAGCUUUUUGAUGAAGCAAUCAAGUUAGGCCUACCAGCUAUCCAGACACAAAACCCUGGUUUCUACUACCAGCAGGCUGCUUGCUACAGUCAGGAUAGGAAGCGACAAGCAUUGCAGCUCAGUCAGGCUGGAGCAGUUUAUCCUUCAUCUGACCCAUUGGACACCCAGAAUGCAGGACUGGACUACUAUGGUCAGAGACCAUGGAGACAAGGACAUCAGAGUAUUGAUCCUCCUGACCAAGACAAAGAAAAGAGAGGAAUCCUAGCGUUACAGAUUAAAGAAAGAGAUGUACCACAUUCUGAGGUGAUCAUCACUCUUCUCAGUAAUGCUGUUGCCCAGUUUAAGAAGUACAAGUGUCCACGAAUGAAAAGUCACCUCAUGGUGCAAAUGGGAGAGGAAUACUAUCAUGCUCAAGAUUAUGCCAAAGCCCUCAAGCUGUUGGACUAUGUGAUGUGUGACUAUCGCACAGAACAUUGGUGUGGAAUCCAGUCAGCCAUUUUAACCACAGCUCUUCAUUGUGCCUACCUGAUGGCCAGUGUCAAAGACUACAUCAUAUAUUGUAUGGAACUUCUUGGCAGAGCUUCAACACUGACCAAUGAGCAAAAGUCCCGGAUUGAGCAGAACCUCAUAAAAGUUCUCAAGAACAAGAUUCCUGAUGCUGAGCCUCAGUGUGAUCAAUCUUCUGCUGCUGCUGCACGUGCAAUGUGGAAUGAAAGCAUGACUUCUUGUAGCUCAAACCAAUGUAUUAUUGAUGUGCAGGACUAUAUACCCUUCAUUCAAUGCAAAGCCAAGUUCCAGUCUCCCAGUUUUCAUGUGGACCAAGCUAUCCAACUGCAGGUGUUCUUGAGAGUUGACUGUCCUCAUCCUAUAUCCUUCACCAAACUGGCUGUCAGCUUGAGUAAUCAGGAAUACAAUCAAUGGUGUGUUGUGGAGGCAACAAGUCAGGAGUGCAAACUUCUAAUGCCUGGAAAAACCAAAUGUUACAACUUCAGCUUUGUGGCAAAAACCAAAGAUAUCGGGAAAAAAAUUGAGGUGACUGGUAUCGAGGUCAUGUUUGGCAGUGGUCGCUGUGUGUUUUUGAGAUGGAGAGGUGCCGGCGGGGACGCGGCCUUAACCCAAGAAGUCCUGCAGAGUAACCGGUCAUCAGGCGGGAGUGACGCCGAAGAGGAGCUAGAUUGGGACCGCUUAAACAUCCUGCAAAGUACCAUGAUCAUAUCAAGAGUACCAAAGGUCCAUGUGGAGCUCCACCAUCAACCUCCUGCUCUCAGCAAUGAAAUGUACUGCAUUCACUUCACUGUUCAAUCCCUAGAGGACGCUCUAUCCAAGGACCUGAAAUUGACUGCAGGACUCAAACCUGGCCAAGAUGCUAAUCUAAGCCAAACUACACGCGUGACUCUGGAUAACUCAAAGGUUUGUGAUGACACGGCACUUCCUCUGCUCCCUGACAUACCUUUGGGAAAUCUGGAAGCAGGUGAAAAGCUGGAGAAGUGUGUCUAUGUGACGUGUUCUACAACUGGACCCAGGCUGUUCCUAUUCCACGUAGCUUACAGCGUUGAUGUGAUGGUGGAUGGACGACAGAUAGUGUGCAAAUGUCAGAAGGAUGAAACGAUUACCAUAGAGACAGUUGUUCCAUUUGAGGUUUCUGCCAACUUUAUGUCCACAAAGUUGGAGCCUUUGGAGCAGGUAGCAGUGGAUAUUCCUUUCCUGAUGCUAACAGAGAUCCAAUCUUUGUCCCCUUGGCCACUGCUAUUAGCUUCCUCCUCUCUGCAGAAUUUCACUAUGAAGACCAACACACCACAGCAACUACAUCAAGUCAUUCUGAAGAAAGAUGAGUGUGCAAGUGAGUGCUUCAGUCUUCUUUGUCCACCACUAAAUAAUAACAACAACAACACUGUGGCAACUGGACAAUACCUGAUUUCAUGGAGGAGACAGUCCUCAAGUCCAGACAGUCCUUUAAUUGAAACAACCGUGUCUCUGCCCCACGUCCUUCUGGAGUCUGUCCCACUUCACAUCCAUGCUGAUAUCCCUUCCUUUGGGAGAGUGCGAGAGUCUCUUCCAGUUUGUUUCCACAUUGAGAACAGAACAUCCCUGGUACAGGAAGUGCAGAUCGCUGUGGAACCCUCUGAUUCCUUCAUGUUCUCUGGACUCAAACAGGUGCAUCUACGUAUACUUCCUGGUUCCGAGCAGCAAAUGUUGUAUAAUUAUUAUCCGCUGAUGGCUGGUUAUCAAACGCUGCCUCAACUCAGCAUCAAUGUCUCUCGUUGGUCCAAUAAUGCUUACAACCUCAAGCGCUUUCUUCCUCAUCGAGUCUUCGUCAAGCCGCAGGGCAAAGAUUUGGACAACGACUCCAUCGCUGCAGCGUGACUGAAGGGGAAGUAAAAAUACUGCAGUAUUGUAUACAUUGUACUGUGUAAUUCUUCUCAGACAACGUAUGCUAACAUUUAAUUUACCGUCAUUAUAGAAUUAUUAUUACAACAUUCAUCAAGGAUAACAGUGUAAUUAAAAGAUGACAUUUUGGUGACACAAUGAUCUCUUCAAAUAGUUUCUAUGUUUUAUAGAUAAUUAUUCACAUUUCACAUUGAAUAACAUGACAUCAUGUUUUUUUUAAAUAUACUUUUGUUACGUUUUAUGAUUCAACAACAACAUUUUUGUCAAAUGUACAACAAAAAAUCUGUAAAAAAACAUGAAAUAUAAAUGAAGUAAUUUUCAUAGCUUAAACAUGAACAUUGUGAUUUGUUAUGAUAAAAAUAAAUGAUUAGUUCAUCAUUGAAGAAAUGUGAUUUUGUAAAAAACAAAUGUCUGAAGCAUAAAUUUGAUGAUAAAUUAAAUCAAACUAAACUAAAUAAUGAAAAUAAUAUAGUUGUGUCCAUUUGUGUUAUCAUUUUAAGUGUGAAUAUGUUGUUUUCACCAUGAACAUGUAAACCAUUUAUAACCAUUAAAAAGUUUUUUAAAACAAGAGUAAAUAUUGAAUCAUAGUCAGAUAAUAGUGUUGCUUCUAUUUAAAAUUAUAUUAAAAUGUGUUUUUAUUGAGGCUGUCAAAAUAUUUAAAAUUUUUAUUUGUGAUUAAUUAAUUAACUCAAAAUUAUUUGCGGGAAAUCGCAGAUAUGUAUAAUUUUUCAUCAUUAAUAAGUGUACACUAGGCAAAUAAUUUUCACAUUUUAACCCCAUGAACGGACAAUUCAUUUGCUUUAAAUAAAUGUGUUUUAAACAUUAUGCUUUUUUAAACAGCUCAAGACAAAAAGGAAAAAAAUGAUGAUAAUUUAAAAAACAAAAGGCCUACUGUGUGUUGGUGUCUUGCCAGAUUGUGUAUUAUGUAAAAAUACAUAAUUUCUAUUCCUGCUUUAAGAGCACUUGCAUUCAGAGGAGGAGCUACGCUUCCAUGUUUAGAUAACAGUGUCACGCAUACAUAACACAAAAUGUUGAUUGUUAUAACAAUGCUUUUAUUAUCAAAGAGGUUUUUGUAAUAUCCACCCAUCCAAUUUCUACCGCUUGUCCCUUUUGGGGUCAUUAGGGGCUGUAGCCUAUCCCAGCUGUAAUCUGUGAUAUUUCUACCUGAAUACAUGCUUCUGUUAUGCUGUACAUUACAUGUUGUACAAGUUACUGGUCUUCAUAUUGCUGCAUUGCAAUGUUUUAAUCUUCUCUAUAAAUUAAUCAAAUGUA
Nerophis ophidion (straightnose pipefish) is the source of this 4816-nucleotide messenger RNA. RefSeq names its product trafficking protein particle complex subunit 11 (gene trappc11). Lineage: Eukaryota; Metazoa; Chordata; Actinopteri; Syngnathiformes; Syngnathidae. The record is from RefSeq and is a predicted model, not a curated record. Bases 173 to 3520 code for a protein of 1115 amino acids. The transcript has 30 exons.